Messenger RNA from Aspergillus wentii DTO 134E9, 2870 nucleotides. Its product is annotated as H(+)-transporting V0 sector ATPase subunit a. The transcript is spliced from 4 exons. The record is from RefSeq and is a predicted model, not a curated record. Gene Ontology annotation, cellular component: vacuolar proton-transporting V-type ATPase complex; fungal-type vacuole membrane; vacuolar proton-transporting V-type ATPase, V0 domain. The coding region runs from base 141 to 2699 and encodes 852 amino acids. Gene Ontology annotation, molecular function: ATPase binding; proton-transporting ATPase activity, rotational mechanism. NCBI's taxonomy places the organism in Eukaryota, Fungi, Ascomycota, Eurotiomycetes, Eurotiales, Aspergillaceae. Gene Ontology annotation, biological process: proton transmembrane transport; vacuolar acidification.
CAGAGCCUCUGAUCAGGCAAGGUUCUUUUCUGUCUGGUUAUUGGUACUGAUUCUGCUGUAAUCAGCGAGCCCUGAUUUUUUUUUUUGUUUCUUUUGGCGCUGGUGCGCAUUUUACGUCCCCAGGUGGAAGAAACCUCACCAUGGCUCCGAAGGACACUUUCUUCCGCUCGUCGGAUAUGAGCUUGACCCAGCUCUAUAUCGCGAAUGAGAUUGGAAGAGAGGUCGUUAGUGCUUUGGGUGAACUUGGUCAGGUCCAGUUCAGAGAUCUUAACCCGGAUACCAAUGCCUUCCAACGGACUUUCACCAAGGAGAUUCGUCGUUUGGAUAAUGUGGAGAGACAGCUGCGCUACUUUCAUUCCCAGAUGGACAAAGCUGCCAUCCCGAUGAGAUCCUCCGCCGAGUUUUCCGAUACGCUUGCUGCCCCCAUGGCGUCGGAGAUCGAUGAGCUUGCCGAGCGAAGCGAGAGCUUGGAACAGCGAAUUGCCUCCCUGAACGAUAGCUACGAGACCCUGAAGAAACGCGAAGUCGAGCUUACGGAAUGGCGCUGGGUGCUGAGGGAAACCGGUGGUUUCUUCGACCGGGCCCAUACCCACACCGAGGAGAUCCGCCAAUCGUUCGACAAUGAUGAAGCGCCUCUGCUCCGGGAUGUUGAGCAGCAGACCAACCGAGGCCAGAACGGCGAUGCUCAAGGCCAGCAGACCUUCCUUGAAAUGAACAUUGGAUUUGUGGCUGGUGUGAUUCCGCGGGAUCGGAUCGGGGCUUUCGAGCGUAUCCUCUGGAGAACUCUGCGUGGUAACCUUUACAUGAACCAAUCCGAAAUUCCCGAGCCCAUCAUCGACCCGACUACCAACGAGGAGUCCCACAAGAAUGUCUUUGUGAUUUUUGCGCACGGAAAGAGCAUUAUUGCCAAGAUCAGAAAGAUCUCCGAGUCUCUCGGUGCUUCUUUGUAUGGUGUCGAUGAGAACAGUGAACUGAGACGGGACCAGAUCCAUGAAGUCAACACCCGUCUGGGUGACGUCGGCAAUGUGUUGCGGAACACCAAGAACACUCUCGAUGCUGAGCUUGGCCAGAUUGCCCGCUCCCUUGCGGCUUGGAUGAUCAUUGUCAAGAAGGAAAAGGCCGUUUACGAUACGCUGAAUCGAUUCUCAUACGACCAAGCGCGGAAAACCCUCAUCGCCGAAGCAUGGUGCCCGACCAAUUCGCUCCCAUUGAUCAAGUCGACCCUGCAAGAUGUUAAUGAUCGUGCCGGCCUAUCUGUGCCUACCAUUGUCAACCAGAUCAAAACUAACAAGACCCCUCCGACUUUCGUCAGGACGAACAAGUUCACCGAAGCUUUCCAGACCAUUGUUAACGCCUAUGGUAUUCCUAAGUACUCCGAGGUUAACCCCGGUCUGUAUACCGUCGUUACUUUCCCCUUCCUCUUUGCCGUGAUGUUUGGUGACCUUGGACAUGGUGCUUUGAUGACAAUGGCUGCCUGCGCGAUGAUCUUCUGGGAGAGAAAGCUGCAGAAGACCAAGCUGGACGAGCUGACUUACAUGGCAUUCUAUGGUCGUUACAUCAUGUUGAUGAUGGGUCUCUUUUCUAUGUACACCGGUUUUAUCUACAACGAUAUCUUCUCCAAGUCGAUCACCAUCUUCCCAAGUCAGUGGUCUUGGCCCGAUAACAUCGAGAAAGGCCAAGCUGUUGAGGCUUCGUUGAAAUCUGGCUAUCGCUUUCCGUUUGGUUUGGACUGGAACUGGCACGAGGCCGAGAAUUCUCUGCUUUUCAGCAACAGCAUGAAGAUGAAAAUGAGUAUUGUGUUGGGUUGGUGUCACAUGACGUAUGCUCUUUGGUUGCAAUAUGUCAAUGCUCGGCACUUUAAAUCCAAGGUUGAUAUUAUCGGAAAUUUCAUUCCCGGAAUGAUCUUCUUCCAGUCAAUCUUUGGUUACCUCGUCCUCACCAUCGUCUACAAAUGGUCGGUCGACUGGGCGGCCAGGGGUCAAUCGCCUCCUGGUCUCCUGAACAUGUUGAUCUUUAUGUUCCUUUCUCCAGGUACAGUCGAGGAGGAACUGUAUUCGGGUCAAUCAACCGUCCAAGUUAUUCUUCUGCUUCUUGCUGUCGCCCAAGUGCCAUUGAUGCUCUUCUUCAAGCCUUUCUACCUUCGCUGGGAGCACAACCGUGCCCGCGCUCUUGGAUACCGAGGCCUUGGAGAGCACUCCCGAGUGAGCGCUCUGGAUGAUGACGUGGAUGGCCAUGCCCGCGAAAGCAUGGCCAGCGAUGGCGAGGGUGUUGCUAUGAUUGCACAGGACCUUGGCGAGGAAGAGCACGAGGAAUUCGAUUUCUCCGAGAUCAUGAUUCACCAGGUUAUCCACACCAUUGAAUUCUGUCUCAACUCUAUUUCCCACACUGCCUCCUACCUUCGUCUCUGGGCCCUCUCUCUGGCUCACCAGCAGCUCUCCAUUGUGCUUUGGGAUAUGACACUCGGUGGUGCUUUCGAGCAGGAAUCGCCCACCACCCGUGUCAUCAUGAUUGUCGCUACCUUUUACCUUUGGUUCACAUUGACAAUUGCCAUUCUGUGUGUCAUGGAAGGUACUAGUGCCAUGUUGCACUCUCUCCGUUUGCAUUGGGUUGAAUCCAUGAGCAAGCAUUUCAUGGGUGAAGGAAUACCCUUCGAAGCAUUUAGCUUCAAGACCCUUCUUGAAGAGGAUCCAGUUGACUGAUCUGGAUUUUUGCCAUUCCUUUUAGCUUUUUUCAUUUUCUUUUCUUUUUGGAUUCAUAGUCUUACAUCCCAGAGGGAGUCAAUUGAAUUCGAGGAAUUAUUGUGUCCUGUGAUUCCUUUUGUCAUCCGUCAGUGUACUGCUAGAACUCUAGAAAUAUAUAUUACAUUUACG